CAGCAGGACGGGAAAAUAAACAUUUUUGAGCAGAAAAAAAAGGGAAGAUUUCUUUCGUUAAAUCUCUGACUUCAGAAGCUCCAACUGCAGUUUCCUAUUCCUCAUCUUCUCACAUCCACAAAUAUCCUGCAAGAAUUUCCCUGGCUCCUUCUGCUCUGCAUGGAGAUACUGUUCCUCUCUCUCAACCGGCAGGAAGUGUGCAUGCUUUCUUCAGGAUCCCUGCACCGCGAGCAUCUCUUCAAACUUGAAUGUCCUUACAACUCGGACAGAGAGAGUGGUUCCUUUUCCAUGCAGCGUGCAUAGAGGGACUGGUUGCCUUUUUCGGGAGGUGUAGGAGCAGGUACUACAGGAGGAAGUACCGGGAUCAGAGCGCCCCUGGAAGAACUACGGGAAGAAGAAUAAGAGGAGGAGGAGGAGGGCGCGUCACGCUGAGAAAGAGCAUCGUCCCAGCCCUUCUUAAAAAGCAGCGCUACAGUAAUCUUUAAAAAGUGGAUUUUAUAUAAGUAUUCUAGCAAAGUAACAUAAAGUAAGAAUAAGACUUGAGUGCAAGUUAACUGACAUAGGCUACUGUAAGUGAUUUGAAGGGAUAUUAUAGGAGUAUUUAUUUGUCACUCGCGCUCACGCUCACCCAGGAGGCUCCAGCACGCCGCAGAAUGGAUCUCCCACCAAUCAGAGGUUUAUCUGAUGUGCCGUGAGUGUUGGGAGCAGCGUGCCCCAGCCCCCCUGCAGGAUGGACCCCCCCCACUCCUUCAGGAUGGAGCUGGACAGCAUGGACCUCCAGCAGGUUCUGUCCCUCGACCAGAUACGUGCCAUAAGGGCCAACAAUGACUAUGUGGAGAGGCCCGUGGCGCUGGAACCGGCAACCGGGUCUGGCUUUUUCUAUGCCCAUGAAGAACGCUACACUCAUGGAGUUUACCCCCACUACCCCCAGCCUUCCUUCAACCAGGCCCUGCCCCGCAGCCAAAGUCAGCAGCAGCACGCUCACUUAGCCCACUUAAGUCGUUCCAGUACCAUAAGCUCUUCCAUGUCUCGGACCAGUGCCAACUCAGACCAGCGGCUCCUGGCAGGUUUGACACCGUCUCACUCUGGCCUCGCUUCGGUGGUCCGAUCUCAGCCCAAAGGAGAACUCAAAGCCGAUGUUUCCUUCGGUAAAGGCCUGACGGAGGACGAGGCUGAGCUGGGCCUUCACUUGUUCAUCUGUGAGCGGUGCGGUCGCUGUAAGUGCAGAGAGUGCUGCGCGCCCCGCCGCCUGCCCUCCUGUUGGGCCUGCGGGCAGCGCUGCCUGUGCUCGGCUGAAAGCGCGGUGGAGUACGGGACCUGCCUGUGCUGCGUUAAAGGCCUCUUCUACCACUGCUCCGCCCAGGACGACGAGGAUAACUGCGCCGACCGGCCUUGCUCCUGCGCUCCAGCUCACGCUUGUUCCCGCUGGAGCACCAUGGGGCUGUUAGCGCUAUGCCUGCCCUGCCUCUGCUGCUACCCCCCUGCCCGGCUGUGCCUUGCCCUGUGCCAGUGUGCCCAUGACCGCAGCACCCGCCCCGGCUGUAGGUGCAGCAACACCAACACCGUGUGCCGCAAGAUCUCCGCCUCUAACCCUAACCCCGGUCCCCCCUCGCUCCGCAGCAAGGCCCUAGAAAAGCCGUUAUGACAGGCCUGGAUGGGGGCCUUGUAAAUCCAUUUCCCCAAGCCGUCGCCAAAGCAACGCUGUCGCCAAUCAACAAUGCCACAGCUGACAUUGUGACGACAAUGCCAUCGUGACCCACCUACCUACAUACGGCAAGCCAACCAACCAACUAACCAAUCAACUAACCGCAAAGUCUUCACCUAAUGUACCUUGAUUUACUUCAUCUCCAGCUCAGGAGGGACCAAAGCUUUACUGUGCCUGUUCAUGUUGGAGACGUCAAGCCUAAAAACAAAAAAACCCGAAGAAGAGAUAGGUGUUGGGCUUUGCUGGACAGCCCUUCAGCCUUAACCAAGACUUCCUGACAGAAAUCUCCACAUUCUGUGGUUUAAUCGGGACAUUAAAAUCUAUUUAUUUAUUGUUGAACCUCCUUCCUCCCCACCCUCUGCAAAGAGAGCGCGCAGAGGCAGGCAAUGGACCAAAUCAGGAAGGAAAGAGGCCUGCGGCGACGUGUAUGGUCAAUGCCAACAGAGUUUCUGUCCUCUAGAAAAGAGAGUCAGAAGAAGCAUGGGAGAUUGAGGACUUUGAACACAAUGACUGUCAGAAAACUCCACAAAAGGUUGAAUCAAUAAAUGUUGUGCCGCAGUGCAUAUCUUACUGGGACUCUUAGCAAAGCACCGAGGCAUAAAGUGAGAACAAAGACACUUGUAACAACAGUUAGACACCAAAAAGGGACCAUGCACUGUACGAACUGAGAGUAUUUCAAUGCUAUUAAGCUUAUUUGUAAAGGAAAAGCACUGUGAGGUAGAUGGACAAUGUUUACCCCGGCAGCCAAGAGCUGAAAGGGGAUUAUUUAACCGGAGGGAGGGUGCAUUCAUUGUCACUAGGCAGCGCGAGUGUGUGUGUGUUUGAGUGUGUGUCCUCCUACAGUACAACAGCCUGUGUAUGUAGAAGCUGUGUGUAUGUCAGCAGAAGAAGCCUCCCUUGUCUUAUUUUUAGCAGCGCUGCUUCAGUGGAGCUCUGAGGGUCUGGUCGGGUUUCUGCACAAAGUCAGUCUGUCGCCAACCUCCCUCCUCUGACCGACCUCCGUCACUGCCCCCCCCGCCCCCCAUCCCUCUCUCCUCCAUUUAAUCCACUUUCCUCCCAUCCUAGAACCAAAUCCUCUUUUCUGAGAACCAUCUGUGUCUUGUUGUAGUUCAGGCCGUCAGUUACCUUAAUCCAGAAUGAUCUCACGGUGGGAAACCGAUUCACAACGACACAACACCAAUCCCGCCAUCAUGGACAUUCAGUAAAUCAUUUCCAAUGCAAGAGUAAUGUUUGCAAAGGGAAAACUUUAUUUGUACUCAGACUAAACCAAUGUUCCGUUUCCAGAGGAUUCUUUUAAACUCUCAACUAAAGGUGUUCUCAGGAUUGCCAAGAUUUAAAUUCAGGGGCCAUAUUCAGAACACUUCUCUAAAGAACAGUGUGUAGGAUUUAGUGGCAUCUCGAGAGGUUGCCGGUUGCAACAAACAGAAUACCCUAUAUAUUAACCUUUUAAAUGAGUGUGGGAGAACUACGGUUGCCUUCAGGAAAUGUAAAACCAAGUAUAGAUUUUUCGUUCUGAGCUACUGAAGAAACAUGGCGGCCGACCCAGACCACAUGAAGACAUAAAGGGCUCAUUUUAAGCUAACUGCAACACUUUGUUUCUUAGUUUCAGGAAAUCAAUGUUGAAUUUUUGCCAAACGAUCCAGAUAAAAGGCUGAGUUAGGAGUAAAAAAGUGUGCUUAAGUAAGAUUAGCUUAGCUUUACAAACUAGCGUGUAAAAGUGUUGGGUGUUCUAAGACUUCUAAGCCACUAAGACCUAAAAUCCGUUGCUCCAACUAAUAUGCCGAUCGGAGAAAUAACAUGAUAAGGAGCUUUUAAAACGCUACAACAUAAAAAUAAAUACAAUUACAACCUAUCCCAACCAGCUAUAGCCAGCUGAUAAGAGGCGUAUUUCCCCCACACACCCUCACAUCCCUCCUGCCUCGUCCGUCUCUCCUCUUACGCUCUGAGGGCUAAAAGCCUCCAGUUCCUGGUCCACGGAGAGUUGAUCAAACAGGCAAUUAGCUUCAUGAUAGCUCUUAAUGGGCCGGAGAAGAAUGGAGCGUGGGAGGGGAGUGAAGUGAGGGGACAGGAUGAGUGGAGUUGUGGUGUUUGGCAGAUGGACAGCUGAUGGGGAGAGAGGGAGGCUGGCAGGAAGGAGAAAGAGGUCGGGUAAAGGGAAGGAAAAGAGGAUGCUGACGUCUCCAGUAAGACAGACGGAGGCCAUGCAUGCUCGGUAAAAAUGAUAUUUUUUAGGUUGAAAUUGUCGCUUCUUCUUCAGCACUUCAGGUACACAGUUUAAAUGUAAUGUAAAGUGUAAAUGCGACAUCAGUGCAUGGCUCUUCUAGGAAGGACAAGCUGAUAAAAACAACACACAGUGGCAGGUGUAUGCGUGUGUGUGCAUAUACAUGUUUUUAAGCGUGUGUGUG
Notothenia coriiceps (black rockcod) is the source of this 4110-nucleotide messenger RNA. Its product is annotated as protein sprouty homolog 3. The coding region runs from base 731 to 1645 and encodes 304 amino acids. The record is from RefSeq and is a predicted model, not a curated record. Gene Ontology annotation, cellular component: cytosol; membrane. The transcript is spliced from 2 exons. Gene Ontology annotation, biological process: negative regulation of Ras protein signal transduction; multicellular organism development; negative regulation of fibroblast growth factor receptor signaling pathway. Lineage: Eukaryota; Metazoa; Chordata; Actinopteri; Perciformes; Nototheniidae.